Messenger RNA from Centruroides sculpturatus (bark scorpion), 907 nucleotides. RefSeq lists its product as uncharacterized. The record is from RefSeq and is a predicted model, not a curated record. The transcript is spliced from 3 exons. The coding region runs from base 163 to 897 and encodes 244 amino acids. NCBI's taxonomy places the organism in Eukaryota, Metazoa, Arthropoda, Arachnida, Scorpiones, Buthidae.
UACUGCUUGUAAGGAAGCCAAAUUCUGUUAAUCAUAUUAAUUGGGAAUGCUUUUAACCCUUUUUCACUCAACUUCAACCAACAAUCAGUAACAAACAUAUAUUGAAAAUUUAAUGUAAUUAUAGUGCUUAUUAUCUGUAAUUGUUUUAAUUUCAGACUAUUCAUGAUGACAACUUCACAUAAAUUUCCUCUACCACUUCAUGUUCACCAUCAAAACAAUUUUAUUUCCCCUGUAUUAUAUUUUAUCAUGAAAAUACAGCAAUAUAAACGAAUUUUUAUAUGUAUUGGUGGUGCUAUCCUGCUACCUAUUAUUAUUCCUUAUAUUCACUUGGGAAUAGUAUAUCAAUUAUGGGAUAAAUAUACAAUGAAAGUAAAUAGAGAAACAUGUUCUUGUUCUUGUUGGGAUACAGCAUUUAAAGGUAAGUGUACAUACAUCAAGAUGUCUUUUACAGUGUAUGUACUGAUGGUUAUUGUAGAGCAUACUCAAGUGGAGUACUCUGUAACUUAUACAACAAAUGAUUCUGCUUUUCUUGCUGUUAUGACUACUGAACAUGGGGUGGGUAUACAUACAUUUACUGCCAUUGUUAAAGAUGUAAAUAAUCCAGUUACUCCAAGAAAAUUACUUAUCAUCAUGGAUAUUGCCAUUCUUCAUAUUGUUGCAAGUGGUUCUGAUCAAUUUGUGGCCAACGUUUUGAGAAGAGAAGGAGAUCUUCAUCAAAUUUUAAGAGAUGUAGGAUUCAUGAUUCCAGAUUUAUUACAUGUGGCAUUGCCUUUGGCUGAAUUGAUAAAAUAUGCAAAAAAUAUUGGAAUGCAUCCAGCUCAUUUAAUUAGUAAUACUGAUUUUAUUGGUUCUUUAUUAUUUAUAUUUUCAUUUUGGUUGAUAUGUGUAAAACUUUGAAUAAAAUAAU